Enhydra lutris kenyoni (northern sea otter) is the source of this 11131-nucleotide messenger RNA. RefSeq names its product autophagy related 2B. Gene Ontology annotation, molecular function: phosphatidylinositol-3-phosphate binding. Gene Ontology annotation, biological process: autophagy of mitochondrion; autophagosome assembly; piecemeal microautophagy of the nucleus. The record is from RefSeq and is a predicted model, not a curated record. The transcript is spliced from 42 exons. Gene Ontology annotation, cellular component: phagophore assembly site; extrinsic component of membrane. Lineage: Eukaryota; Metazoa; Chordata; Mammalia; Carnivora; Mustelidae. The coding region runs from base 270 to 6503 and encodes 2077 amino acids.
UCCUCGCGGAGGCCCCGCACUCCCACCCCGUGCCGGGUCCCCGCCAGGCCUAGCGCGAGCCGCGCGGCGCGGGUGAUGGGGUCGCUCUGAGGGACGCCCGGCGCCGAGCGGGCAUGGAGGUGCUGUCCCGGGCUUAGGCCCCGCCGCGGACCCGGGACGCCGGCCGGGACCCGAGGCACCGCCGCCGCCGCGGCCUGGAGCGGAAGCCUGGGCCCCAGCGCCCGAGUCGCCGCCUGCAGCCCCCGCGGGCCGCGUCGUCAGCCCCCAUCAUGCCUUGGCCGUUUUCCGAGUCCAUCAAGAAGAGAGCCUGUCGGUACCUUCUGCAGAGGUACCUGGGCCACUUCCUGCAGGAGAAGCUGAGCCUGGAGCAGCUCAGCCUGGACCUGUACCAGGGCACCGGGUCCCUCGCCCAAGUCCCCUUGGACAAAUGGUGUCUCAAUGAGAUCCUGGAGUCAGCAGAUGCGCCUUUAGAAGUCACUGAAGGAUUCAUACAGUCAAUUUCUCUAUCAGUUCCGUGGGGCUCCUUGCUGCAGGAGAAUUGUGCACUGGAAGUGAAAGGGCUAGAAAUGGUCUUCCGGCCUAGACCCCGCCUAGCAACUGGUUCUGAGCCUAUGUAUUGGUCAAGUUUCAUGACCAGCAGUAUGCAAUUGGCAAAAGAAUGUCUUAGCCAGAAAUUAACAGAUGAACAAGGAGAAGCAUCACAGCCCUUUGAAGGACUUGAAAAGUUUGCUGAAACCAUUGAAACAGUACUAAGAAGAGUGAAAGUCACGUUUAUAGACACUGUCUUGAGAAUUGAACAUGUGCCAGAAAAUUCCAAAACUGGAACUGCACUUGAAAUUCGAAUAGAAAGAACUGUCUACUGUGAUGAAGCUGCUGAUGAGGCCUCAGGAAUUAACGUGCAUCAGCCCACAGCCUUUGCUCACAAGUUACUCCAGCUCUCCGGAGUGUCUCUCUUCUGGGAGGAGUUUUCUGCGUCAGCAAAAUCUUCCCCAGUGUGUUCAACUGCACCAGCGGAAACUGAGCCAAAGCUAUCACCUAGCUGGAAUCCCAAAAUUGUAUAUGAGCCGCACCCACAAUUAACUAGAAGUUUACCAGAGGUAGCGCCCUCUGACCCAGUGCAGAUUGGAGGGCUAAUUGGUAGGCUGGAGUUGAGUCUCACGCUGAAACAGAAUGAAGUGCUUCCUGGAGCUAAGUUGGAUAUUGAUGGACAGAUAGACUCUAUUCAUCUCUUCCUGUCACCAAGGCAGGUGCACUUGCUCUUGGAUAUGUUAGCAGCUAUUGCUGGACCAGAAAAUUCUAGCAAAAUAGGGUUAGCUAAUAAAGAUAGAAAAAACCGACCCAUGCAGCAAGAAGACGAAUAUCGAAUUCAGAUGGAAUUAAACCGGUAUUAUUUGAGAAAAGAUUCCCUCUCAGCAGGUGUAUCUUCAGAGCAAAGCUUUUAUGAGACAGAAUCCGCUCGUACACCUUCUAGCCGUGAAGAAGAAGUUUUCUUCUCCAUGGCCGAUAUGGACAUGUCCCAUAGUCUCUCUUCUCUUCCACCGCUGGGAGACCCUCCAAAUAUGGACCUUGAGUUAUCAUUAACUAGUACCUACACAAAUACUCCAGCAGGAUCUCCAUUAAGUGCUACUGUGCUUCAGCCAACAUGGGGAGAUUUCCUUGAACCUCAUAAAGAACAGCCAGUAAGAGGGUCCACAUUGCCGUCCAACCUAGUUCACCCACCAAAUUUACAGAAGACUUCUCUCCCAUCUAGAUCUGUUUCAGUGGAUGAAUCCAGGCCUGAACUUAUUUUUAGACUAGCUGUGGGAACCUUUUCCAUUUCUGUGCUUCACAUCGAUCCUUUAUCACCACCUGAAACGUCAUUGAACCUUAAUCCAUUGACGCCUUUGGCAAUAGCUUUCUUUACCUGUAUAGAAAAGAUUGACCCAGCAAGAUUUUCAACAGAUGAUUUUAAGUCUUUCCGGACAGUAUUUGCAGAAGCUUGCAAACACGAUCACCUUAGAUUUAUAGGAACUGGCAUCAAAGUGUCCUAUGAACAAAGACAAAGACCAGCUUCCCGAUAUUUUAGUACUGAUAUGUCCCUUGGGCAAAUGGAACUCUUGGAGUGCCUGUUUCCAACUGAUUCUCAUUCUGUUCCUCCUCACUACACAGAGCUUUUAAUGUUCCAUUCCAAAGAACGAACGGAUUCCCAUCCCCCUGUGUGCCUUCAGCUUCAUUAUAAGCAUUCUGAGAAUAAAGGACCCCAGGGUAAUCAAGCAAGACUAAGUUCUGUUCCUCAGAAAGCAGAAUUACAGAUUAAGUUAAAUCCUGUGUUUUGUGAGCUGGAUAUCAGUAUUGUGGACAGGUUAAAUUCCUUGCUCCAACCACAGAAGCUUACCACAGUAGAGAUGAUGGCUUCGCACAUGUAUACUUCAUACAAUAAACAUAUUAGUCUCCACAAGGCUUUUACUGAAGUAUUUCUGGAUGAUUCACAUAAUCCUGCAAAUUGUCGGAUAUCAGUGCAAGUUGCCACACCGGCGUUAAACCUUUCCGUUCGCUUCCCAAUACCUGAUCUUCGGUCAGAUCAAGAAAGAGGGCCGUGGUUUAAGAAGUCACUUCAGAAGGAGAUCCUUCAUUUAGCAUUCACAGAUCUAGAAUUUAAGACUGAAUUUAUAGGAGGAUCAACCCCGGAACAAAUUAAAUUGGAACUUACCUUUAGAGAACUAGUUGGGUCAUUCCAGGAAGAUAAAGGAGAACCGUCUGUUAAGUUUUUCCAUGUGUCUAGUGGAGUAGAUGGAGAUACAGCAUCAUCAGAUGACUUUGACUGGCCACGAAUUGUACUGAAAUUAAACCCACCAGCUGUGCAUUCCAUUUUGGAGAGAAUAGCAGCUGAGGAAGAAGAGAGUGACGGCCGCUAUCAGGAGGAGGAGGAGGGAGGUGCUCAUUCCCUGAAGGAUGUUUGUGAUCUGCGAAGACCAGCCCCAUCUCCCUUCUCGUCGCGGAGAGUCAUGUUUGAAAAUGAGCAGAUGGUGAUGCCAGGAGACCCUGUGGAAAUGACAGAAUUUCAGGAUAAAGCAAUCAGCAAUUCUCACUACGUGCUGGAACUUACAUUACCCAAUGUUCAUAUAACACUACCUAAUAAACGCUUUUAUGAGAAGCUUUAUAAUAGGAUCUUUAAUGACUUGCUGCUGUGGGAACCAACAGCUCCUUCACCAGUGGAGACAUUUGAAAAUAUUUCCUAUGGUAUUGGUCUUUCUGUAGCCAGUCAGCUGAUUAACACCUUCAACAAAGAUAGUUUUAGUCCAUUUAAAUCCACAGUGCACUACGAUGAGGAGAGUGGAUCUGAGGAGGAGACGCUGCAGUAUUUUUCUACUGUCGAUCCCAACUAUCGUUCCCGUAGGAAAAAAAAACUAGAUUCUCAGAACAAGAACUCACAGAGUUUUCUCUCAGUUCUUCUGAGUAUUAACCAUGGACUAAUGGCAGUGUUUACAGAUGUUAGGCAAGAUAAUGGAGAGCUGUUGGAAAAUAAGCAUGGCGAGUUCUGGUUAGAGUUCAACAGUGGUUUGUUGUUUUGUGUGACCAAGUAUGAAGGCUGUGAUGACAAACACUACAUCUGCCUUCAUUCCAGCAGUCUUAGUCUCUACCACAAAGGUGUGGUAGAUGGAGUGAUUCUCCCUACAGAAACACGACUGCCCAGUUCAACCCGCCCACACUGGUUGGAACCUACUAUUUAUUCCUCUGAGGAAGAUGGCCUCAGUAGAGCUUCUACAGAUGGCGUUGCAGGAGACACUUUGAAUAUGCUUUCUGUUGCAGUUAAAAUACUAUCUGAUAAGUCAGAGUCCAAUACAAAGGAAUUUCUCAUUGCUGUGGGGCUGAAAGGAGCCACACUGCAGCACAGAAUGCUUCCUUCUGGGCUUAGCUGGCAUGAGCAGAUUUUAUACUUCUUGAACAUUGCUGAUGAACCUGUUCUGGGAUAUAAUCCUCCAACUUCGUUUACAACUUUCCAUGUGCAUCUCUGGAGCUGUGCCCUUGAUUAUAGACCUCUUCACUUGCCGAUCCGAUCUCUUCUCACUGUGGAAACCUUCAGCGUUUCGAGUAGUGUUGCCUUGGACAAAUCCUCGUCUACUCUCAGAAUAAUCUUGGAUGAAGCUGCUUUGCAUUUGUCUGACAAGUGUAAUACUGUUACUAUAAAUUUGAAUAGAGAUUAUGUUCGUGUGAUGGAUAUGGGGCUUUUGGAAUUAACCAUAACUGCAGUGAAAUCUGAUUCCGAUGGAGAACAAACUGAGCCACGCUUCGAGCUACACUGUUCCAGUGACAUUGUGCAUAUCAGAACGUGCUCGGACUCUUGUGCUGCACUCAUGAAUCUCAUUCAGUACAUUGCAAGCUACGGGGACUUACAUGCAGCCAACAAGGUGGAGAUGAAGCCUGGAGCCCCUCAGAGAAAGAUGAAGGUAGAUUCCAGCGGCCGCUCUUCUUCACGAGGUCCAGUACUUCCUGAAGCAGACCAGCAGAUGUUACGCGAUUUGAUGAGUGACGCCAUGGAGGAGGUAGACCUGCAGCAGACCGCCGCAUCUGCGCAAGCUCAGGCGAACGGUGUUUUGGAUGAAAAAUCUCAAACUCAGGAGCCAUGUUGUUCAGACCUCUUCCUGUUUCCAGAUGAGAGUGGAAAUGUGUCCCAGGAGCCUGGCCCUCCUUACGCCUCAUUCACACACCACUUGGUUAGUGAUGCCAUGGCACGUGUGCCCACGGAGAAUGACGACUUUUGCAUUAUUUUUGCACCAAGAGCAAACGUUCAGGAGAAGGAGGAAGAGCCAGUUGUAAAAGUGAUGGUCGAUGAUGCAAUUGUAAUAAGAGAGAAUUACUUUAGUCAGCCCGCUAAGAAGACAGACACGAGCAAAGCCCCAUUGCACUUUCCCAUCCCUGUCGUCCGCUAUGUUGUUAAAGAAGUCUCUCUUGUUUGGCAUCUUUAUGGAGGAAAGGAUUUUGGAACAGUCCCUCCUACUUCUCCAGCUAAAAGUUACAUCAGUCCCCACAGUUCACCUUCUCACACUCCCACAAGGCAUGGACGUAACAUGGUAUGUGGGGGAAAAGGAAGAAACCAUGACUUUUUAAUGGAAAUACAGUUAAGUAAGGUGAAGUUUCAGCACGAGGUCUACCCGCCUUGCAAGCCAGAGUGUGACUCCGGCCUCCUAGAGCGCCCGGUCUCCCGCCAGGCGUUCAUCGUGCAGGAUCUGGAAAUUCGAGACCGUCUGGCAACGUCACAAAUGAAUAAGUUCUUGUACCUGUAUUGCAGUAAAGAAAUGCCUCGAAAAGCUCAUUCCAACAUGUUGACGGUGAAAGCAUUGCAUGUGCGCCCGGAGUCCGGCAGGUCACCGCAGGAGUGCUGCUUGCGAGUGUCCCUGAUGCCACUUCGCCUCAAUAUUGACCAGGAUGCCUUGUUCUUCCUGAAGGAUUUCUUCACAAGUCUUUCUACAGAAGUAGAGCUUCUAAUGGCUCCAGAUCCAGAAGUUAAAAAGUCUCCUGGAGCUGAUGUCACGUGCAGUUUGCCAAGGCACCUAAGCACCUCCAAGGAGCCAAAUCUAGUUCUUUCUUUCCCUGGGCCAAAGCAGCCUUCCCAAGAUGAUGGUGCCAACUCAGUGGGAGUGGUUGAUGGGGAGGAAGAGAAGGACUUCUCAGCUGAAGAGGCAUCAUUUAGUGAUCAGCCCGUGUUUUUUAGAGAAUUUAGAUUCACAUCAGAAGUUCCUAUUCGACUUGAUUAUCAUGGCAAACACGUAUCAAUGGAUCAGGGUACCCUGGCCGGAAUUCUGAUUGGUCUGGCCCAGUUAAACUGCUCAGAGCUGAAGCUGAAGCGGCUUUUCUACCGGCAUGGCUUGCUAGGUGUUGACAAAUUGUUUUCGUAUGCAAUCACCGAAUGGCUUACUGACAUUAAGAAGAACCAGCUACCUGGAAUCCUGGGAGGUGUUGGGCCUAUGCAUUCACUAGUACAAUUAGUGCAAGGCCUAAAGGACUUGGUUUGGUUGCCGAUAGAGCAGUACCGGAAGGAUGGCCGCAUCGUCAGAGGCUUCCAGAGAGGGGCUGCCUCCUUUGGCACCUCAACAGCGAUGGCUGCUCUAGAACUCACAAACAGGAUGGUUCAGACUAUACAGGCCGCAGCAGAGACUGCUUAUGACAUGGUGUCUCCUGGGACCCUUUCUAUUGAGCCCAAGAAGAUGAAAAGGUUCCCUCAUCACCGCUUAGCGCACCAGCCCGUGGACCUGCGGGAGGGCGUGGCGAAGGCCUACAGUGUUGUCAAGGAGGGACUCACGGACACGGCUCAGACGAUUUACGAAACCGCAGCUCGAGAACAUGAGAGCAGAGGGGUCACUGGUGCCAUGGGCGAGGUCCUGCGCCAGAUUCCUCCUGCGGUGGUGAAACCUCUGAUUGUUGCCACAGAAGCGACAUCAAAUGUAUUAGGCGGCAUGAGAAACCAAAUUAGACCCGACGUUCGGCAAGACGAGUCACAGAAAUGGCGCCAUGGGGAAGACUGAUACUUCAGACGCGAUUGUUUAUGGAGAUAGUGAGGGUGGAAAUAAGGAGCACCAUGUCCCACUGGCCGCUUUACAGGGUACUCCUUUACUUUGAUUGUGCUCAUCUCAGGAACAAAAGCAUUUCUUAGUUAAAUAAUUUAAUAUCAAAGCAACAUGCAACCAAAAACUUGUGACAUUUAGGGCUGGUUUGGUACUUGCCUAGUUAAAUGUUUGGUGACAGUGUCAAAAGACCUUAAGCGUUUGCUGCCGAGUGAGUGGGUGCUCGCUCUUACGGAAGUGGCUGUGCUCGCUCUUACAGAAGUGGCUGUGGUUUCCUCGCUGUCGGUGAGAGAUCAUGGGCAGCCUCCUGUUACCGUCCACAGUGCUCAGAAGCAUUUGUGCACUUUGAAAGCGCUAUUUAUAUUGCCCUGAGGAGUUGAUUUUCUCAAGGUUUAAAGAGAAUCACAGCUUCGAAACUCAUUGAGAAUGAGAGACAGAAGCUACAGGGAAAGUGAAACAAAUAGGAUUUUAAUAUAAAUAUCACAGAGGAAUAAAUGACCUGGUCUGUUGGAUUUAGUGUCCAUGCGCUUAAGAACAUUAUUUCCAUCCCCUCAGAAGGUCUUUCUGGGGGCUUUUGAGAACAUGCGUGUCGCAGACAUGUCUGCUGUGUUGCACUUUAUCGUGUGUGUGUGUGUGUGUGUGUGUGUGUAGAUUAAUACAAGUCAUGUGAUCUGUUCGUUAUGUAAUUUACAGAUUUUCAUAAAAUAUAAAGAGUAAGACAAUGUUUUUGGCAAAGGAAGCGAACUCAAAUGGAGUAACUUUCAUUUAUUUUAAGUGUAAAUGAAAAUGUGCACUCUCUAAUGAACUGGGGCCCGUAUGAUUGUUUGUGUGCUCACUCUCAAGCAGAUACAGUGCAAGCUUGUGAGGAAUGUGUGGAAGGAGAGAUUGGAAAUGAUUUUUACUUUUCUGAAAUUAACCAAAAAUCCUCCAAACAUGCCCUAGUCAGCUAUUUCGAAGUACCGCUUUUUCUUGGUUAACAAUGUACAUUUUGAUAACCUGUCAGGAAUGAAUAAAGUAUUUUUAUUUAAAUUUAAAAUUGUUUUAUGCUUCCAUGAACAUUCUGCUUUUCUUAGAGCACAUUCCUAGAUGCACACUUGCCUCCAUCCCAAGACACUUGGGAAAACUUCCUCGAAACUAAUUUUGGUUAAUAUCCAGUAAAUCAUUACCUAGGAGUGAGAGGGAAAUUGUGUGCGAGGACUCGCUUUUUGACUUCAGGUGGAUCUAGCAGAAAGAAAGUGUAGGGCUUCGUGUUUAAAACUGUUGAAAGUUGUAUGAUGUGCAUUUUCUGAUGCAGGAAGAAGGCCGCCAUCCGUGUGAAUCUGGAUUUCAGAACCACAUUUCAGGUUGGGGUUUGAAAAAUGAUGUUGAAUCGAUCCCAUUCUCUAGAUUUUCUGAACAAGAAAGCAAUGUAAACUCAACAUCUGGACAUUUAAAAUUUAUGAAAAUUGCAUUAAACAGCAUUUAAUUUUUGUUUCCUUUUUACUGCUAAAAAAACCUUAAAAGGGCUCUGCUCACGGAACCAUCAAUUACUUUGUCCCAGUUAAAUGGAGUCGUGUAGAAUGUGCUCCUGAGUGAACAGUAGCCACACCUGUGUGUCAUGGAGGAGGCUCAGCCUGCUUCUAGGGCACGUUCUGACCGCCCUGCUCGCUGACUUCCAUGCGUCCUGAAAACAGAACAUACCAUGUCUGUCAUUUGUGGUGAUUAACCAAACUGCAAAGCCCUUGACCAAACGUAAAAAUAUAAAAUCUCUUUAAUUUUAAAAUACAUCUUCCAUAGUUACCCUAUUUAAAUUUAGUUAGAUACAGUCUAGGGAGAAAGAAUCAUCCUCUUCUUUGUACUCUUGAGUUGCAGAUAGACCCAUCUUUUGACAAAUUUGGUUUAUAAGUCCUGUUGUAACAUUUAUCUUCAUAAUGUCAUCUCCGUGGUUCUUUGUCUGUCCUCCACUCCUGCACCUGCUAGCCACAGAAUCUGGGUUUGGGAACCAGAAACCUGCCUCAGAAAAGUCCAGGUCAAGGCUCUGUUCAUGGCCCGUUUAACCAAGAUGCUCUUUAUUUGAGAUGUUUAGGUAGACUGUUUGAAAGCUUCUGCAUUAUUAAGUAUCCUUAUUUUUUUCUUUCUUACAAAUACCUUUUCCAGCCUUUAUGUCACAGUGACACAGUAAGAAAGAAGAGCAUUGGGCAGGACCCUUAGGUGGCCAAGUCUGCCCUCACUCGGCAGGUGACAUGGUCAAGGCAUUGGAUUUCUCUAAGCCUCAGCGUCUGUAAACCAAGGGGUUUUAUAUGACCAAUUGCAACAGAUUUUGGAUGAUCAGGCCGUGUGUGUGUGUGUGUGUGUGUGUGUGUGUGUGUGUGUGUGUGUGUAUAGAAGGUCUGGGAUGUAGUGCUUGGUAGACUGUCCCAGACCUGUGACUCCCCAGGCUGGGGGUGCUAGAGGAGAGCACGGAGGUCACACUGCACACAGUAGCCACAGGCUCCCUCAGGUCUUGGAUCUCUCAGAAUACUGCGUUUCUGAGUGGCCACGGUGCCUGUGGGGUUGACUCUUGAUGUGUUACUCUGUGUGGAGUAGACAGCGUGUGCACAUGUAGCUGCAUGGAAGCCAUCUAGGUGUUUCCCCGGUGAGGCCGGGUGAGUGAGCCUGGCCAAGAUCCGCCAGCGAGUUUUAGGAUAGCACAGUGUCACAGAAGCGUGUGAAGGCCACUUUCUAAAGGCCGGGAAGGCCGUGGGCCAUGGCAAUACUUCCUCUUGAAUGGGGCUGAUGCGCACCUCCGGUUUCCCUUCCUGUGUGUCCCCAGAUUGCUAUUAUUUACAAGUAGACCAUUCCCUUUCAAUAUUUGCCUUUUAGGAUAGAUGUAACACAGUAUUUCUUAUAGACAUAGCAAUAAACUUUCAUUUUUGUGGAGUUCAGGUCCAAUUUGGAUUUCCACUUUAAGCACAUAUAUGUCACAUCAAUAUUUUUAUAAUGCAAGACUCACUUUAGGGAAUCUUUCCAAGUCGCAGUGUGCCUAGAAUAGCAGAAAUACUAAAAACUUGUGUUUCCUGCCUCCUGCUGUGUGUCACUCUUAAAUGGUACUAAAAUAUUUCCAGGAGAAAUGUUUAGUUUCUAAUCCCCUCCUUUAAAAACAGUGAUCUGUAGGUUUGGUGCCUUUGCUCAGUCUCAAAAUAGUCUAGACAGUUUUGUCUGCUCCCCUGCUGGGGCUGCUGGUCCAGGGUGUCCUGCCUCCCGCCAGUGUGUUUGGGCUGGAUUCUAGGCACUGUGUUUUCUCCCCAGAGCAGACGGACAGCGGGCAGUGUUGACUUUCAGCAGUUUUAAAUGAGAACCCUUCACUACAUGGUUUCAGGGUUAACAACUGCUGGAACAUUAAAUUCUGUAGAUGAGAAAAACCUCAUGACUUAAGAGACCUCACUGGCCUAUGCUUCCAUUUUCUUACUCCCGCACUGAUAAAAUUCUUCAGAAUUACGGGGAGGAGUGUGUCAGGGCUAGUGUUCACGGUGAGCAGUUACCCCGUUUCCCCUCACAUCCUCUGAACCUACUUAAAGGGCCAACGUCUAUAAAGUUCUUUGAGCUUGAAAGUAAGGGACUGUCAAAAACAGAGUGAUACUCCUGUAUCUGUAGCUGCACCCAUUGGACAUACCCGCUGGUAUCAAAUAGAAUAAAUCAAAUAGAAAACAGUGAGUCUUAGGUUUAACUAGGAAGAUUAUCUGUAUAGUGUAUAGUUAACGUAGGGGAAAAAAUCUUUAAUCAAACAAUCUUAUUUCUGUUUAUCGGAAGGUAGAGUCAGUCUUGCCAUAGAAGCCCAGGUGAGUGCUUUAGUGCCAACUUAUUUUUAUUUCCGUAUCUUCAGGACCAUGUAGGCACACCACCCCCUUUGGUAGACCUUGUAAGCACAGCUGCCGCGGGUCCAUUGAUGUGUGAGUGUUUUCCUUAGAUCCUGUUACUGUACGUGAGACACACAAAAGGUACUCUAACACCAUCCUCGUGGGCUGCUUUGGGGUGAGAAAUUGGGAGUUUCAACUGCUCACGCUGAGAGGUCCACAGUGGUCAGAAGCAUCCGUGUCAGGGAUUUUUGGCUCCCGUCCCAACCGUGGGCACCGUGGUUUGAGCAUGUGGCCUCGUGGUAGGGGCCAGGGUGCGGGCUGCUGUGCAUCAUAGGGUGGUGGAGGUGGCAGCGGGGGGCUCGUGACCCUUCCGGUGCCAUGGGCUGUGGACUUAGCAGCCUCUUGUUUAAGAAGUGUGUCUGCUUUGCUGUUUCACUUGUGUUCUGUAUGUACGAAAUGGCAGCUUCCAAUUUCUGGUUGGAUUUGUCCUGUGUCGUUUCCAUAAGCCACUGGUCCACUGUGGAAUCGGUGGGGGGAGAGAGGGGUGGCGGCAGGGCGAUUGCCAAGUUCAGCCCCUCUUCAAAUCCAGCCUGACUUACCUUAGAGAUCAAACCUAAUCUCACACAACGCUGUAUACUUGUUGCUAAGUUUCCUCAUUUCCCUACUUAAUUUUGGAUGUGAGUACUUUAAGAAUGCUGCUGCUGUAUGAGUCUUUUUGUGGAAAUGUAACAUGUCUGUGUGACUAUGGAAAAUAUUAUGAAAUAAGAGUACUCU